AUGGCGUCUCGGAGACUAGCACUCAACCUCUCGCGAGGUCUACAAACCCGCCGAGCUGGCUUUACGGCCGCCUCCUGGAAGCGAGGUUUCGCGUCCGCGGCCUCGGGACUCAAGACUCAGACCACGACACUCAAGAACGGCUUGACGGUCGCUACCGAGUACUCGCCAUGGGCACAGACUUCGACGGUCGGUGUCUGGAUUGACGCUGGCUCCCGAGCCGAGACCGACGAGACCAGCGGCACCGCGCACUUCCUCGAGCACCUUGCUUUCAAGGGCACCCAGAAGCGUUCGCAGCACCAGCUCGAACUCGAGGUCGAGAACCUCGGUGGUCACCUCAACGCCUACACUUCGCGCGAGAACACCGUCUACUUCGCCAAGGCCUUCAACUCCGACGUUCCCCAGUUUGUCGACAUCCUUUCCGAUAUCCUCCAGAACUCCAAGCUCGAGGAGUCCGCCAUUGAGCGCGAGCGCGAUGUCAUCCUGAGGGAGUCCGAGGAGGUCGAGAAGCAGGUCGAGGAGGUCGUUUUCGACCACCUCCACGCCACGGCUUUCCAGCACCAGGCCCUGGGCCGCACAAUCCUCGGCCCCCGCCAGAACAUCCGCGACAUCACCCGCUCCGAGCUCACCAACUACAUCAAGAACAACUACACUGCUGACCGCAUGGUUCUUGUCGGUGCCGGUGGCGUCCCCCACGAGAAGCUGGUCGAGCUCGCCGAGCAGCACUUCUCUGGCCUGCCCAGCAAGGGCCCCGAGAACCACGCGUACCAGCUCUCCAAGAAGAAGGCUGACUUUAUCGGCUCCGACGUGCGCGUCCGCGACGACACCAUGGGCACUGCCAACAUUGCCCUCGCCGUCGAGGGUGUCAGCUGGGACUCGGAGGACUACUUCACCGCCCUCGUGACCCAGGCCAUUGUCGGCAACUACGACAAGGCCAUGGGCAACGCGCCCCACCAGGGCAGCAAGCUCAGCGGCUUCGUCCACAAGCACGACCUCGCCAACAGCUUCAUGAGCUUCUCCACCUCGUACAGCGACACCGGUCUCUGGGGCAUUUACCUCUCCACGGACAAGAUCACCCGCGUGGACGACCUCGUGCACUUUGCCAUCCGCGAGUGGAUGCGCCUGUGCUCCAACGUCUCGCCCGCCGAGGUGGAGCGCGCCAAGGCGCAGCUCAAGGCCUCCAUGCUGCUGUCCCUCGACGGCACGACCGCCGUGGCCGAGGACAUUGGUCGCCAGAUCGUCACCACCGGCCGCCGCGUCGAGGCUGGCGAGAUUGAGCGCAAGAUCAACGCCAUCACCGAGAAGGAGGUCAUGGACUUUGCCAGCCGCAAGCUGUGGGACAAGGACAUUGCCAUCAGCGCCGUCGGUGGCAUCGAGGCCCUCUUUGACUACCAGCGUCUGAGGAACACGAUGAAGCCCAAGUUUUAA
Molecule: messenger RNA, 1425 nt
Organism: Emericellopsis atlantica
Lineage: Eukaryota; Fungi; Ascomycota; Sordariomycetes; Hypocreales; Bionectriaceae
Product: mitochondrial processing peptidase beta subunit
Exons: 4
Coding region: 1-1425 (474 amino acids)
Cellular component (GO): mitochondrion
Molecular function (GO): metal ion binding; metalloendopeptidase activity
Source: RefSeq, a predicted model, not a curated record